CAACGAGUGAAUGAAUUGAUUGCAUCCGUUGCUGCAUUCGCCCAUUGCGCAAUCCAUCAUGUCUCGUCGCAACGGGAACGACAACGGGGCUCUGCCGCCCUGCGAACCGUGUCGACGAGCGAAUCUGCGCUGCGACCAGUCGACGCCCGUGUGUCGCCGGUGCGUGCGCCACGGCAAGUCGGACGUCUGUGUCUACAACCUCGAGGCACGGCCGAGGAGCUUCUAUUCAGAGCCUGAAUCGCAGAUUCCUGCUUCUCCCACGCAAGAGGGAACGCCAGUGGCGGCAGCAGCAGCAGCAGCAGCAGCCGUGCGGAAGAACAGUCUUGUCUCCAGUCCGGCUCUGAACAAUAGAGGGAGCACCAUCUCCCUAGCAACGGGGGGUUUAGACUCGAGCAAUCUCAAGUCGUACGAUAUCCAGACCUGCGCGCGCAUCCUGCGCAAGCUGGUGGACAAUCUGGGUUUGUAUGAGGCCGUGGUGGAGGAUUUCCUCGACCGCUCCUCCGAGGGGUGCAUCCUCGGUCGCGCACUGGUGCGCUUGAUGUUUGCGGUUCUCAAACAGACGACGCAGUCGCUCGCCGGCGACGACUCCUUCAUUAUCUGGGCGCAGAGGCUGGUUGAGGUGAUGCGAAGGCCCGUUGCCCAGGGCGUCCCCUCGACGACGACGACAACGCCGGAGAUGUACGUCCGACAGCUGGUCGGACGGUGGGAGGGCAUCGGCUUCCUCUUUGCGCUCGCGGGGCAGGCAGCUAUCCGUCAUCGCGACUGGAAGAGUGUCUCGCAGAUGAGCAAGGACAAGAGUGACCAGAAAGCCGUCGCUGCCAGUGCGCUCACGGCCAGCGAUUCGUGUCUUCGCUUCUGCACUGUCGACUCUGACUCGCUGGGGUGGCUCUUGUAUCAGCAUAUCCAGCUGCUCACUCUGGUGUAUGGAGAACGCCAUGCCGAGCCAUGGAGGAAGCUGGCGCAAUUGGCGACCGUGCUCUUCACCCUGGACAACCAGAAUACCUCGCUCCCCUUCUUCCUCGUGGAGCUGCGCAAGAGUCUGCUGGCAGGGUCAUAUAUCCUGGAUAAACGACUCGCCAGUGCGACGAGGCGGCCGCCGCAGAUCAGCUCGCGGUACUACAACAUGCAGCUGCCGCUCGAUCUUCCGGACGAGGAGCUGAUGACCGUCUCGGCGGGAGAGCAGCUGGACGCCGACGGCUGGAACUCGGAGCGCAUCACCCACGGCGCCCAGUGGCUGCGGACCUCCCUGUUGAUCGGGUCCAUCCGCGAACAGAUCCUCGACCUCUCGCUGAACCGCCAUGUCGACGACAUUGCCGACAGCGCCGGCGAGAUCGCCAGCUACUCCCACCAGACCUGGGACCAGCUGCCGGCCUUUCUCCGCUGGCAGCCUGGAAGCCUGCAGCGCGAGCUCAUCCCGCUCUAUCUCGAGUUCCUCUGCAACGAGUUCAUGCUGUAUCGCGUGGUUGUGCGACGCACCCACGCCGGCCACGCCGAUCUGAUCACCGUGGCGCACAAGAUCCUCUCCACCGUUCUGGACCUGAUCGGCAUGGAGAUCGCCUCGGGACAGGGGACCGACAAUCUCGCAUCCGCAUCGUCAUUUGGAAUCCCCGCCGCCGGAGCGCUCGCCAUCGAACUUCUCUGCCAGACCAGCGGGGCAUCAACUACAUCGGUGACGACAGUGCGCCGGGCGGAAAUCAUCCAGAAACUAAGCGUGUUCGCCUCGUACCUGCAAUAUGUCGCUCGGCCGCACGAAGCACAGCACGAGGCGUGUCAGCGUGCCAAACAUCUGCUCGGCCGCGUGCUCGACAAAGCCCUUUCCGGCAGUCUGUCGGGACAGCUGGACCGAGAUGUCAUCGGCGUGGAUUGGCUGGAUGGGGAGGAGGUACAGCUUGAGGGCCGAGAUCUUGUCCAGUGGUUGAACGAAGAUUAGCUUACGAAACGAGCC
Molecule: messenger RNA, 1945 nt
Organism: Penicilliopsis zonata CBS 506.65
Lineage: Eukaryota; Fungi; Ascomycota; Eurotiomycetes; Eurotiales; Aspergillaceae
Exons: 3
Coding region: 59-1930 (623 amino acids)
Biological process (GO): regulation of DNA-templated transcription
Cellular component (GO): nucleus
Molecular function (GO): zinc ion binding; DNA-binding transcription factor activity, RNA polymerase II-specific
Source: RefSeq, a predicted model, not a curated record